This is a messenger RNA of Phlebotomus papatasi, 945 nucleotides long. Its product is annotated as 18S rRNA aminocarboxypropyltransferase. The coding region runs from base 114 to 881 and encodes 255 amino acids. The transcript has 2 exons. Gene Ontology annotation, molecular function: rRNA small subunit aminocarboxypropyltransferase activity. Gene Ontology annotation, biological process: maturation of SSU-rRNA. The record is from RefSeq and is a predicted model, not a curated record. Lineage: Eukaryota; Metazoa; Arthropoda; Insecta; Diptera; Psychodidae.
AUUUUGACAUCAAAACAUGUGGGCGUGACGUCCAGUAAUAAAAUUGUAAAUAGAGGAAUUGUGCAGAAAAUUUACAAAUAAUUAAGUGUUUUUAAAUAUUAUUUUAAUUCAAAAUGAAUAAAAAUCACAAGAAAAUGACCAAGCAGUUUAGGAAGCUCAAAGUUCGCUGCUCAAAUAAAGAGGGCAAGGCAGAAAAUUCAGCUGAAACUGCGGCUGAUCUUCAUGAAGAAUCAACUGAGGAUUCUACCAAUUCUGGAGAUGAUACAUCCUCUGAUGACUCUGGAGGAGAAGACUUGGGUUCCCCACCCACGUUUAAAGUGGCCAUGUGGGAUUUAAAUCAUUGCGAUCCUCGAAAGUGUUCCGGAAGAAAGCUUGCUCGUCACAGACUUAUCCGGAAUCUCAAGCUUGGUCAGAGAUUUCCGGGACUUGUCCUGACACCCGUGGGAACGAAAACUGUGAGCCCAGAAGAUCGUGAGAUUGUUGAGAAUGCUGGUAUUGCCGUUGUUGACUGUUCUUGGGCCAAAAUUGAUCAAACCCCCUUUGGCAAGAUGAAAUCACCCCAUCCACGCCUUCUGCCCUUCUUCGUGGCAGCAAAUCCCAUCAACUACGGAAAACCCUGUCAGUUGUCCUGCGUUGAGGCUAUUGCUGCCACGAUGUUUAUUACUGGAUUCAAGGCAGAGGCCAAUUGGUAUCUGAGUAAAUUCAGCUGGGGACACUCCUUUGUCUCCCUAAAUGCAGAAUUACUCGAAGCAUAUGGAAAAUGCAAGACAUCAGCUGAGAUUCUAGCUGCGCAGAAUGAAUACCUUGAGAAUGCUGCUAAAGAGCAAACUCAAAAUGUUCCGGAUUGGCCGGUUGUGGCAUCCUCAGAGUCUGAGGAGUAAAUCUAUAUAUUUAUAUGGCUGUUUUAUUCUAUUUAAGCCUCAAUAAAUGCAUUUUAAUUGAAAA